Molecule: messenger RNA, 999 nt
Organism: Grosmannia clavigera kw1407
Lineage: Eukaryota; Fungi; Ascomycota; Sordariomycetes; Ophiostomatales; Ophiostomataceae
Product: arginine serine-rich protein
Exons: 5
Coding region: 1-999 (332 amino acids)
Biological process (GO): mRNA splicing, via spliceosome
Cellular component (GO): nucleoplasm; cytoplasm; ASAP complex
Molecular function (GO): RNA binding
Source: RefSeq, a predicted model, not a curated record
AUGACUUCUCGAGGGCGAUCCCCACUCCCGCAAUACGACAUUCGUUCUCCGUCUCGGUCAGCGUCGCGAGAUACGGUGGAGGCUCUGCUUCUCCACCAGGACGUGGAACUGAACAUCGGCAUGAUAGCCUUGUCGCCGGCCGGGAUUCUAACCGGCACAGCAAGGUCGGCGGCCGGAGCAGAAGCGCUACGCCUGUCCGAAGCACAAAAGUUAGCAGCAAACGCUCGCUUGGUGAUGCGUCACGAGGCCGCCGCUAAUUUGGACAUGUAUGCACAGAUUGUUGUAGAGCGACUCACAAAGAACGUUAAUGAGGACCAUUUGUACGAAAUAUUCGGCCAGUUCGGACACAUUCGCGACCUUGAUCUACCUAUUAGUCGCAUAUCUGGUACAAACCGCGGAACUGCUUACAUCCUUUAUGUGGAGGAGCUGGACGCCGAAGCUGCGAUUGCACACAUGCACGAGGCACAGCUCGAUGGCGCCACCAUCAACGUCUCUAUUGUUCUUCCACGCCAGAAGUUCUCUCCCCCACCGCCGCUUGCUGCAAGACGUGGCGGUGGUUUCAAUAACCGGAACGCUCCCAACGCAGCUCCACGAGGAGGCCGCCGUCUAUGUCUCGAAGCCGUUCCAGAUCCCCCGAUGAUGGCCACCGCCGAUACCGCAGUCGGUCUGCCCACUCUAGCCGGUCGCGAUCACAGUCUCCGCCUCAGCGGUACCGUCAAGGCGGGUGGAACAGACGGCAAGGACAAGGAAGAGGCGGCUUUGGCGGACGGGGCAGAAAUGGGGGUGGCAGUGCCGGCUUCCGGGACUCUCGUCCAGGCGCUGGAGGUGAUUAUGGCGGCUUUAAUGGCCGAAGGAGCUAUGAAAACGAGGCCCCACGGGGUCGUGGCCGAGAUGGCUACGGACAGCGGAAUCGGUCAAUAUCACGCAGCAGGAGCAGGAGCUGAUGUGGGAAAGUGUAAUAUGGCAGAAAAGGAGCGUGUCGUGUUCUCUAUCGGUUAA